Messenger RNA from Empidonax traillii (willow flycatcher), 4263 nucleotides. RefSeq names its product microtubule interacting and trafficking domain containing 1 (gene MITD1). NCBI's taxonomy places the organism in Eukaryota, Metazoa, Chordata, Aves, Passeriformes, Tyrannidae. Gene Ontology annotation, biological process: midbody abscission. The transcript has 7 exons. Bases 77 to 829 code for a protein of 250 amino acids. Gene Ontology annotation, cellular component: midbody. The record is from RefSeq and is a predicted model, not a curated record.
CACCACCCCUCUCCCUCCUCCUCCUCCUCACCUCCCUGCCCGUUCCCUGUCGCCGUCCCGGUCCCGGUCCCCGUCCAUGUCGCGGUCGGGGGGCGAUGGCACCGCCGCGCUGGAGCGGGCCGGGGCGGAGACGGUGAAGCGGGCGGUGGAGCUGGACGUGGCGUCGCGGUUCCAGGAGUCGCUGGUGUGUUACCAGGAGGGCAUCGAUCUCCUGCUGCAGGUGGUGAAAGCCACCAAGGAUGAGGCAAAAAAGCACCGCUACCGGCAGAAGAUCUCCGAGUAUAUGACCAGAGCCGAAGACAUUAAAAAACACAUCGAGAAAGAGAAACAAGAUGGCAAAUACCAUAAGCAAAUCAGGAUAGAGGAAAACGCAACAGGUUUUGGCUAUGAAAAGCUUUUCCAUGAGUACCUUACUGAGAUUGUUUCUGAAGUUUGGGUGGAGGACCCGUACAUUAGGCAUGUUCAUCAGUUGUAUAACUUUCUACGAUUCUGCGAGAUGCUAAUUAAGGGGCCGUGCAAAGUGAAAACAAUCCACCUCCUCACUUCCUGUGAUGAGGGUAGUGGGAGGAGUCAGCAGAUGAGUGGCUUGGAAGAAAUACAACAGUCAUUAAGGAAUUAUGGAGUAACACUGAAUAUUGAAUUUUCAUCUUCAAUACACGACCGAGAAAUCAGAUUCAACAAUGGAUGGAUGAUUAAGAUUGGAAGGGGUCUUGAUUAUUUUAAGAAACCACAGGGUCGUUUCAGCAUUGGAUACUGUGACUUUGACUUGCGACCUUGUCACGAAACAACAGUGGAUGUCUUUCACACUAAACACACAAAGAAAAUGUAGUCAGAUAUGACUGCUUUUAAUAAGUGUAUUCAGAAGCAUAAAAAUAUAGGACGGGAAGAUGUCGCUUGAGUCCAGCUGCCCACCCUCAGAAGCAACUCUUCCAAGUACUUAGAGCAGCAUUGCUUCUAUAAUCUAUAGUUUUAAGAGUACUUGAGGCUUUUGAGUCUAAGAAAACACAACUGUAAAUUCCUUCACUUUACUUCUUCUGUAAUCUCAAUUAAUACAAUCCAUGUCUAAAUUUUAUCUUGAUUGCAUAACAGACCCUCAAUAUUGUCUUUUAAAAGCCUCUUUACUGUAAUUUCUAUUUUUACUACUGAUUUUGUCUUGAGGCAAUUUUGGGGUUUAUAUCUGUAACUGACCACCUCACAAACAUUGGAAGCUGGGCUGCCACAUAUCCUCUUUUAUAAGCAGUCUUAUUUACUUAUUUACUUAUUUACUUCCUUUAAUUCCUGUAUUCUAGUCAUGACUACUAUUCUGCUGGGUUUUAGUCAAUCUUGUAAUACCUUAUUUCACAGACUUUACUAGUAACCCCAAAUUUAACAUUCCAUUUUCCAACCCUCUUGCCUACAAAAGUUUUAGUGUCCAGUAUACAGUCAUUUUUAGGGUUGCCUUUUGUGUCUCUGCAUGAUGGAUUUUGGACUAGGAAGGCUGCAAACAGCUAUAUUGUCUUCCCUGUCACUCCCAUAUGUACUUUUAUUCCAUGAUGUAUGGUCAUAUACCUGAUUUCCAUCCUUUGCAUUAGGUGUGGAAAGGAUAUGUGAUCCUCUCCCAGUCUUAUUCUCUGACUUCAAAGUCCAACGACUGGCUACUCAUGCCAGUCUCAACUGCAUUUUUCCCUACUACUACGGUAGUCCCCUAAAAAAACCCAAAUUUAUUUUUAAGCUCUUUCAAAAGUUGGAUAGCCUGAAUAGCUCAGUUGGUCAGAGCAUGGUGUUAAUAACACACUGUGGGUUCAAUCCCCAUACAGGCUGCUCACUUUAGAGUUGGACUUGCUGAUCCUUGUGGGUCCCAUCCAAGUCAGAAUAUUCUGGGAUUCUAAGGAAUAUGCUAUUUGGAGUAAAGACAAAGUCUUUCCUUGACAUUCCUUCAUCCUUUGGAAACCAGAAGGUAUUACCUGAGCUGCUUUUUCUUCUUUAACAAGAGUUCUUCCUUAGCAAGAAUCCACCAAAGUCAUGUGUUCUGACAUGAAAAACAGGCAGUGGCCUCUUUUGCAGGUCCCAUCAAAAUCUUUUCAGCCUCAGGACUAAUAGGUGCCUUAUGCUUUCUGCUCCUGUAAUGCAGUAGGCCUCUGUAUUCUAGUAGCAUGUUUAUAGAUGUAUUCCAUUAUACUUUUUUUUAUGUUAAUGUGCUUUGUUAUUUUAUUUUCUGUCAUCUUAUGCUGCUAUUCUUUUCCUCUUGCCUAUAACAACAAAUCUGUUCCACAGAAAUCAAGAAGAAAUGGAGCUGGUCUCUACCUUAUUUUCUGGGUCACAAUUUGCCAGUGGUUUGCCUUCUUUACCCUUUCUCAUAGUAAUCUCUCGGCUUUGGAAUGUUACAUCAGCAAAAUGAAUAAUAUAUGUGCCACAGAGCUGUGUGCUACUAGUUGUUCCCCCAAACAUUCCAUAGAAGCUCCCUGGCUUGCUGCUGUGAUACUAGUUUUCUAGUCACUGUUGUGAAUUUUAUUCAGUUGUGUAUAAUAUAUGCCUAUUUUUAAUGGGAAUAAAGAAUAUUUUUUAUUAUUUGUAGUUUUAGCCAUCUGUUUGACUUCUUCACUGCAUAGGGUAAUUCAGGGAAGCUGGGUAAUGCCUCAAGGAUCCAGCCAUAUUUGGGAGAAGGCUCACUGUAAAUAGAGUAAACUUCCCAAAUGUGAAGCUUUCUGUCUUUUAACCUAGUUCAGCAAUUUCAGACAGAAACAAAAUAAAGGGCUUUUUCUUCUAAUAAUUCACUAGCUAAGACCACGGCUUUCCUUGCAGAUCCCAUGGAUAUGCAGUAUCUGUACAUAUGUACAAGUAAGCCUUUAGUGACCUACCACUUGGUGCUGCACUGAAAUUUGUAUUUAUAAGCCCUUUAUCUCUGAACAGUUCCUUGUGCUGUCAGUAGGAACUCCAUCUAUGAAGAGCAGUGGGCAUCAAGGAAUAGAAAAAAACAACAAGCUAUCAGAGAAAUCUGAGAGUACAGUUCUGCAAUCAUUGACUCCAAGCCACAUUCUUCUGUGUUGCUGCUCACACGGAUGCAGUCAGGUCAUCACCUGGAUUAUGCAGCCACAACUGUCCCUCCUGGCAUCAUCUGUGGAGAUGAGCUUAAGCCACCUUCCCUCCUGGACUCAGCCCUACAGUCAGUCCCAGCUGAGGGCUGGAUUCACCUGCACUGACUGUACUCCUUAACUAAAGGUAGGUCACUUCUGAUAUGUAAUUUCCUCCUCAUGAGAGCUGGUCAACCACUCAUCUUUUUAAGAUGCCAGCAGUGUAGAAAUAACAUAGCAAUAUCUUAUAGGCCUUUGCAGGCAUCACUUUUUAAGUAUUUGCCGCUGUCUCAUCUGGGCAUCAUUAUUUAAUUAACUGCUGCUGUUCUGACCUGACCAAAAUUGCAUUCCAGUUACUCUGUGACAGCAUGCAGUGCUGUGACUUCGAUUCACAUGUUCUGCUUGGCCUGGGAGGACUGUAGACUGAUCCCUGCUGAAACCCCCCUGGUGCCACUUAGAAAGGUAAGGGACAUUUUAAAGUCCUUACUGGAGGUUCAGCUGAGGAUUUUCUAUAUGGACAACAAGGACACUGGAAAUCAGAAUGUCCUUACAGACCUACCUGUAAGCCUUCUGAGUCUUUGUCCAAUAGUUAUGCUAACUUUUCAUCCAACUUUCCCUUCAUGGCACGGGCUUGGAAAUGUGAUUAGGACAGCCCCAAGAACAUAAACAUCACUGCUUCUUUACUUUCUUGAGGCCAGACUGAUCUUUAUUUAUCUUGCCCUAUUAACAGCAAAACUGUUUCUUGCCUAAUUGAUACUGGCAUUUCUCAAUCGAUUUUAUAUCCACCUCUGUUUUUCCUGCAGUUUCCUUAUAUACAGAAGUAGUAAACCGUAUUGGUAUUUCAGGGCAACACAUAAGUCAUCUAGUAACAAGCUCUUUGUAACUAUCUGUCUCAUUUCUGGAUACCAUGGUUUUAUUUUAAUUCCUACCAGUCUGGUUAACCUUCUGGGAAAAGACUUAGGUAAAUUGGGUUGUGCUUAUAUAUUGUGCUGAAUGGAAUUUACCUUGAUGUGCUCACACCUUGAUAGGGUGAAUUUAUAGCUUUUUUUGCUUGAUGAACCUCCCACUUCAAAUUUAACUGACUCUACUAUGCAACAGCAGCUUGGUGAAGAAAGAGCUGUGUAAUAUAAAGGUACAUAAACUCUGUAACUACCUCAUUUGGAGACUUCACAUCAGUGGAGUCUGUCACUGCUACACUGGGUUCUCUCCUACA